UCAUGCGGAUCAUCGAUGAAUAUCUCACGGUCGGUCGACGAUCGAUGUCGCCUCCGCGUCCACUUGUAGUUUGUGGUCCGUCCGGAAGCGGGAAAUCGACUUUGCUGAAACUCCUGCUGACCGACCAUGACGAUUGCUUCGCACUCAGUGUUUCCCAUACGACGCGAAAGCCACGACCGGGGGAAAUCAAUGGCAAGCACUACCAUUUUGUCACCCGGGAAGCGAUGCAAAAAGCCAUCGCCGACGGAGAAUUCAUCGAGUACACAGAAUUCUCUGGUAAUAUGUACGGCACGAGCAAACGCGCUGUCCGCGAUGUGAUGAAUAGCGGCAGAAUCUGCAUCCUCGACAUCGAGAUCGAAGGAGUGAAAAAUGUCAAGAACACCGACUUGAACCCGACCUACGUCUUCAUAAAACCACCUUCGCUGCAAGUUCUCGAAGACCGUCUGAGGAAUCGUGGAACCGAAACCGAGAAGUCGCUCAAUCUGCGGCUUUCAAGAGCCCUGACGGAAAUCGCGUACGGAGAACAACAAGGCAACUUUGACCUCUUGAUUGUCAACGACCGACUGAAAGCUGCGUACGCCUCGCUGGAGACUUUCCUCAGAAAGGAGAUCGAGGGUCUCUCGGGCGAUAGGCCGGAGUUCUAACACUCAAUCAGCCCGGGUGAAAUCUCUUCUCAAACAAGGCUGAGUGAAAAAGCCUAGAGGCAGCGAAUAUCGACUGAUCGCGAUUGCGACGCUCGUCGGAUAAGC
Molecule: messenger RNA, 749 nt
Organism: Galendromus occidentalis (western predatory mite)
Lineage: Eukaryota; Metazoa; Arthropoda; Arachnida; Mesostigmata; Phytoseiidae
Product: guanylate kinase
Exons: 4
Coding region: 3-644 (213 amino acids)
Biological process (GO): purine nucleotide metabolic process
Cellular component (GO): cytosol
Molecular function (GO): GMP kinase activity
Source: RefSeq, a predicted model, not a curated record